AUGGAAAACCUUACGCCGGAACAAUGGCGGGAGAUCGUGAACAAGAAGAUGCGCUUCCCGCCGGAGCUGAUCACGGCCAUACACGAAGGGAACACGUUGGAGAUCAGCAGGCUGCUGACCACGCCAGACGGCAUGCUCCGACAGCUGGACGAGUCCGAGGACCGGCUGUGGAGGGAGGCCCUGAACCUGGCCAUCCGCCUGGGCAAGGAGAGCACCCUGGACACCCUGCUGGAGACGGUCAAGUUUGACUUCCGGCAGAUCCACGAGGCGCUGCUGGUGGCAGUGGACACCAACCAGCCGCGCGUGGUGAAGAGGCUGCUGGACCGGCUGGACCUGGAGAAGGGAAACAAGAUGGACGUGCACUCCUUCUCCCAGGCCAUCUUCGACCACUCCAUCGACGACUCGCAGUUCGCCCCCGGCGUCACGCCGCUGACGCUGGCCUGCCAGAAGGACCUCUACGAGAUCGUCACCAUGCUGACCCAGAAGGGCCACAACAUCCCCCGCCCGCACACCAUCUCCUGCAUCUGCCUGGAGUGCCGCAACGGGCGGCAGUACGACCUGCUCAAGUUCUCGCUGUCCCGCAUCAACACCUACCGCGGCAUCGCCAGCCGCGCCUACCUGUCCGUGGCCUCCGAGGACGCCAUGCUGUCCGCCUUCCGCCUCAGCCGGGAGCUGCGCAAGCUCUCCAAGAAGGAGCCCGAGUUCAAGCCCCAGUACCUGGCCCUGGAGGAGCUGUGCCAGGAGUUUGCGGUGGAGCUGCUGGGAAUGUGCCGGAACCAGAGCGAGGUGACCACCAUCCUCAACAACUGCGGCGAGGAAGGCGAGGAUGAGCUAGACGAGCAGACCUUCGAGGAGGGCAUCCCCAACCUGGAGCGCCUCCGACUGGCUGUCAACCUCAACCAGAAACAGUUUGUGACUCACCCCAUCUGCCAGCAAGUACUUUCCUCCAUUUGGUGUGGCAACCUGACCAGCUGGAGGGGCAGCAGGACCGCCUGGAAGCUGCUGGUGUCCCUGGGGAUCUUCCUGGCCAUGCCCCUUCUCUGCCUCGUGUACUGGAUAGCCCCCAAGUCAAAGAUUGGAAAAACCCUGAAAAUUCCUGUAAUCAAAUUCCUGCUGCACUCCGCCUCCUAUAUGUGGUUCCUCAUCACCCUGCUGGGGGAAUCCAUCAGCAUGGAGGUCUACCGCCAGGACUUUGCCUCCCGCAAGCAGAACAUCCUGCACAGCUCCCUCCACAUGGUCUGGGUUGCUGGUUUCUUUUGGUUCGAAUGUAAGGAGGUGUGGAUUGAGGGCCUGAGAAGCUACUUCCUGGACUGGUGGAAUGUUCUGGACAUGAUGGUCCUCAGCAUGUACCUGGCCUCUUUCGCCUUGCGUGUCCUCAUCAUGCUAAAGGGCUACGUGCUGUGCCAGGGCUUGGGACUGGGCUAUGGAGAGGAGUGUGAGUACUUCACCCAGACAGAGAGGAAUGAGUGGUGGCAGGAGGACCCCCAGUUCAUCUCAGAGGUGCUGUUUGCAGUGACCAGCAUGCUCAGCUUCACUCGCCUGGCGUACAUCCUGCCUGCACACGAGUCCCUGGGAACCCUGCAGAUAUCCAUUGGCAAGAUGAUUGAUGACAUGAUGAGGUUUCUGUUUAUCCUGAUGAUCAUAGGAACAGCCUUCCUCUGUGGAGUCAACAACAUCUAUGUGCCUUAUAUAAUCUCUCCACGUCUUGGCCGGUUCAAUGAAACGUUUCACUUCCUGUUCUGGACCAUGUUUGGAGUAGCCAAUCAGGGCUAUGUGGAUAUGCCGGAGUUUGUGCUGGCCGAGUUUGUGGGUAGAAUGCUGUACGGGAUCUUCACGCUGGUCAUCGUCAUCGUCCUGCUCAACAUGCUUGUCGCUAUGAUCACCAAUUCAUUCCAGAAGAUUGAGGAUGCUGCCGAUGUGGAGUGGAAGUUUGCCCGUUCAAAGCUCUACCUGAGUUACUUCCGGGAAGGCCUCACUAUGCCUGCUCCUUUCAACAUCCUCCCGUCACCAAAGGCUGCCUUCUACCUGAUAAGGGGUAUUUUCCGGAAACUCUGCUGCUGCUGCAACUUGAACCAAGCACAGGAUUAUCCGCCCAUUCCCUCCAUAUCUAACGGAGCACAGAGCGACGGUGGUGGCGUCGGGGAGAGUCGCUCUCCCUACCGGCUGCAGGUGAUCAAGGCGCUGGUGCAGCGCUACAUCGAAACCGCCCGGCGGGAGUUUGAGGAAACCAAACGCAAAGAUGUGGGGAACCGGAUCACGGAGCUGAGCAAACUGAUGGGGAAGCUGCACUCUGAGCUGAAGCAGAUGCACCAAUCAAUGGGGAGCAGCAGUGGCGGGGCCAAGGGCGGGGACUCCGAGGUGCUGUCAAAAUACAUCCAGGGGGCCAAGAAUAACUUCCGGGGGUUCAACACCACCCACGGGGAGGCCCCUUCGUUCGCCAUAGCGCUGCACAGGAACAGGCCUGAUGAUGAUGACAUCGUGCAGGCGCUGGGUCACAGUGUGGCUCCUCACCCAGCUGAUUAA
Molecule: messenger RNA, 2523 nt
Organism: Conger conger (European conger)
Lineage: Eukaryota; Metazoa; Chordata; Actinopteri; Anguilliformes; Congridae
Gene: trpc2a
Product: transient receptor potential cation channel subfamily C member 2a
Exons: 14
Coding region: 1-2523 (840 amino acids)
Biological process (GO): calcium ion transmembrane transport; manganese ion transport; regulation of cytosolic calcium ion concentration
Cellular component (GO): membrane; cation channel complex
Molecular function (GO): store-operated calcium channel activity; inositol 1,4,5 trisphosphate binding
Source: RefSeq, a predicted model, not a curated record